CAUAGCUAUAGAAUAAUCGAAUACACCCGUGUCCCUUAUUCCGAUAGUCAGCUUCUUUUACCUUCCGGUUACUCGAAGAGGUGGUUUGGUUUUGAGGUAACGUUAUUCGUAUCACAGAAGGUAGCACAACAUAAAAAUGGUCGCUCAAAAGAAGCAGAAAAAGGCGAUGGAGAGUAUAAACUCCCGGUUAGCUCUGGUGAUGAAGUCUGGGAAGUAUGUACUUGGACUUAAGCAGACUUUGAAGUCACUGAGACAGGGCAAAGCCAAGCUUGUCAUCAUUGCUAACAACACUCCUCCACUGAGAAAGUCAGAGAUUGAAUACUAUGCAAUGUUGGCAAAGACUGGAGUGCACCAUUACUCUGGGAACAAUAUCGAGCUUGGAACAGCUUGUGGAAAAUAUUUCCGUGUUUGUACACUGUCAAUCACUGAUCCUGGAGAUUCAGACAUUAUUCGAUCAAUGCCAACUGGAGAUGGACAGUAAAUGUGAUUCUUUGUUUCGUAUAUUUAUGCAAACUCUGAAAUAAAAACAUGUUUUAAUUUGUA
Molecule: messenger RNA, 543 nt
Organism: Cryptotermes secundus
Lineage: Eukaryota; Metazoa; Arthropoda; Insecta; Blattodea; Kalotermitidae
Gene: RpL30
Product: 60S ribosomal protein L30
Exons: 4
Coding region: 137-481 (114 amino acids)
Cellular component (GO): cytosolic large ribosomal subunit
Molecular function (GO): structural constituent of ribosome; RNA binding
Source: RefSeq, a predicted model, not a curated record